Vitis riparia (riverbank grape) is the source of this 891-nucleotide messenger RNA. RefSeq names its product metallothiol transferase FosB-like. The record is from RefSeq and is a predicted model, not a curated record. The transcript has 2 exons. Bases 40 to 648 code for a protein of 202 amino acids. NCBI's taxonomy places the organism in Eukaryota, Viridiplantae, Streptophyta, Magnoliopsida, Vitales, Vitaceae.
CUACAAAUUACAGAGAGAAAGAGAGAGGGAGAGAGAGAGAUGGGGAGAGAGAUAGUGAGUGCAAGAGAAGAGGAUGUGAUGGAGGAGAUAUUGAGAUGGUCUCCAUCUUCUUCAAAACUGCCUUUGUUGUCUUUGAAUCAUGUCUCAUUUGUGUGCAAAUCAGUGCCCAAAUCAGUGAAGUUCUAUGAGGAGGUUCUGGGCUUUGUCCUCAUCAAACGCCCUUCUUCCUUUGACUUUAAAGGAGCUUGGCUGUUCAACUAUGGAAUCGGCAUCCACCUGCUGGAAUCCGAGGAGGUUCCGGCGAAGAAAGGGGCGAUCAACCCCAAAGACAACCACAUAUCCUUCCAGAGCUCGGACAUGGGGCUGGUGGUGAAGAAGCUGGGGGAGAUGAAGAUAGAGUACGUGACUGCAGUGGUGAAGGAGGGUGGAGUGAAAGUAGACCAGCUCUUCUUCCACGACCCAGAUGGCUACAUGGUCGAAAUCUGCAACUGCCAGAACCUCCCUGUCCUCCCAUUAUCCUCAUGCCCCAUCACCAACAAGCUCCCAAAGGGCAACAGGAAGUAUGGGAAGAGGCAGCAGUGUGGUGGAGAGAUGGAGGCUCAGAUGAUGGAGAACCUGGUGGUGGAUAUGAUGGAUAUUUCCUUUUGAAAAUUAAAUUAAAUUAAUAUUUUCUGCAGUGAGGAGUGAAGGAUUCAGGAGUAGUAUUGAUUUGUGUACAAUGUACAAAGAGAGUGAAAGUACUAAGAAUCUUUGUGUAAUGUGGAACAGCCUGUCUACUUUCAUUUCUUUAGUCCCUAUAUAUGCCUGUAAGGAGUCUUUUUUUUUUUUUUUUUUCUAAGUUAUUUGUUGUGAUUAUUUUGCUCUAAGAAAGAAUGCAAUCACGAAAAUCAA